Messenger RNA from Phacochoerus africanus (Common warthog), 483 nucleotides. Its product is annotated as histone H3.1. Lineage: Eukaryota; Metazoa; Chordata; Mammalia; Artiodactyla; Suidae. The record is from RefSeq and is a predicted model, not a curated record. The transcript has a single exon. Bases 14 to 424 code for a protein of 136 amino acids. Gene Ontology annotation, molecular function: DNA binding; protein heterodimerization activity; structural constituent of chromatin. Gene Ontology annotation, cellular component: nucleosome.
CAGAUCUUUCUCUAUGGCUCGUACGAAGCAGACCGCUCGCAAGUCCACCGGCGGCAAGGCGCCGCGCAAGCAGCUGGCCACCAAGGCGGCCCGCAAGAGCGCGCCCGCCACCGGCGGCGUGAAGAAGCCGCACCGCUACCGGCCCGGCACGGUGGCCCUGCGCGAGAUCCGGCGCUACCAGAAGUCCACGGAGCUGCUGAUCCGCAAGCUGCCGUUCCAGCGGCUGGUGCGCGAGAUCGCGCAGGACUUCAAGACGGACCUGCGCUUCCAGAGCUCGGCCGUGAUGGCGCUGCAGGAGGCGUGCGAGGCCUACCUGGUGGGGCUCUUCGAGGACACCAACCUGUGCGCCAUCCACGCCAAGCGCGUCACCAUCAUGCCCAAGGACAUCCAGCUGGCUCGCCGCAUCCGCGGGGAGAGAGCGUAAAAUUGUCCUUCCUAGUUUGCCUUGGACGUAUUCGCUUUCUCCCUCCCAAAAGGCUCUUU